This is a messenger RNA of Lolium rigidum, 4567 nucleotides long. RefSeq lists its product as uncharacterized. NCBI's taxonomy places the organism in Eukaryota, Viridiplantae, Streptophyta, Magnoliopsida, Poales, Poaceae. The transcript has 2 exons. Bases 1 to 4359 code for a protein of 1452 amino acids. The record is from RefSeq and is a predicted model, not a curated record. Gene Ontology annotation, biological process: defense response to other organism.
AUGGCCGAGCUCGCGGCGGGCGCCGUGAGCUCCUUGCUGGUAGUCAUCCGCAGCGAGGCGCUGCUGCUGCGUGGGGUCCAGGACGAUGUGCAGUUCAUCAAGGAGGAGAUGGAGAGCAUGAAAAGCUUCCUGGCACACCUGGCCAGGUGGGCACCCCCCGGCGGCGAGCACGAUGAGCAGGUGCGCACCUGGAUGAACCAGGUGCGUUUGCUCGCCCAGGACUGCAACAACUGCAUCGACCUCUACCUCUACAGGGGGAACCCUGACAUCCACCGCGCGAGAGGAGGACUCAGAGGCUACCUCUGGUGGGCGACUUGGUUCCUGCACAAGUUGGUUGCGCAGCACCGCGCAGCCGAGCAGCUGCGCCUGCUCAAGGAGCGGGCGCGCGACGUCGGCGAGCGGAGGUUGAGGUAUGGCGUGGAGAUCCCCGACAAGUCAGGGAAGGGGCAAUCGCCUCCAACGGCAUCGUCGUCAGCAUCGAGGGCUGCUGCAGCAAGUGGCUAUGCUGCUGGGGAUGACGAGGAGGAGGAAGAAGAAGAAGACGACGGUGAUGAUCAACUCGUGGCGGCGAUGGCGGCCGGCCGUCAUUAUGCUCGAAGAGCCUUCCCUGAGCCUCGUACCCUGGACGACUACGUCAGGGCAAAGCUAAGCGAGUGGGCAGAUGGAGUUCCUGUAUACUUCGACGAAAGUUUGUCCAUGGUCGUGGUGGCACCCGACACAUAUCAGGACCUCUUCGAUCUUGUACAUGAACUUUGGAUUUUGAGACAGAACCCGGAGGGCCUCGGCUACGAUCGCACUGUCGUGGUUGACAUCCCGGCAGUGCACCCCGAUUUCGCACCGCUGCGGCCCAAGGAGGUUCUCUUCUACAUACUGCGCGAGCUCAAGCAUGCCAAAUCCAACCCCCAGGAGCAAGGCACACAAGGCCAAGUUGAUCUUGACCCUUGGGAAGUUCACUUCAGAAGAUACCAAAUUUACAGUGAAAAGAAAAGGGCUAUUGCUCUUCUUCGAAUCAACGAGAAGAAAAAGAAGAUUGAUGAAAAGCUUGACAAAAUUAAAAGCGAUAUUCAAGGUCGACUACGGAAGGGCGACGGACUACCCAAGGGCCACAAGCUGCAGGGUGGUUUUGACCAGUUGGACCUAGACGUAGUACUUCAGCUGCUGCUCCAGUCAGCGUCUCAACAAGAUCAAAAAGGGAAGAACAAAGACAUGCAUAGAUUACCACCGUGGGACAACAAUAAUAUCAUCGUCAAGAAGCUUAAGGAGCAUAUGGAAGCAGAGAAAAAGGAGAAGAAGCUAGAAGAGGAAGCAACCAAGCAGAUGGAGUUGGAAGGAGAAGAAGCCGUGACCAAGCAUGUGGAUGAGGAAGGAGGAAAAGUAACAUGCAAACAUAUGGAAGAGGGGGGAGGAGAAGUAAGCAUACAUAAGGAGGAAGAGGAAGGAGGCGGGGGAAGAGGGCAAGGAGGUGAAACAACCAAGCAUAUGGAGGAUGGUGCAGGAGAAGUAGCCGAAGAAGAGGAAGAGGACGAUGAUGGUGGUGGCAGUGAAAAGGAAAAGCAAGAGGAAGAUGAAGAUGAUGACGACGAUGAUGAUGAGGAUGAUGAUGAUGAUGAUGAUGAUGAUGAUGAUGAUGAUGAUGAUGAUGAUGAUGAUGAUGAUGAUGAUGAUGAUGAUGAUGAUGAUGACGACGACCGCGAUGAUGAUGAUGAUGAAUCGACUCAGCUCGAUGAGGCACAAUAUGCGCACAUCAUGCGGAAACUGUUCCCCAAGAGCAGCAGCAGCAAGCCCCUGCAGGCUGAAGACGGCUCCUUGGACAAGCAAGCUACAAAGGCCACAACUGCUACAUUAGGUGAGGAUCAAAUCAAAAAACUGAUCCACGACGCAAAGGAAGACAUCUUAAGAGAGCUGCAUCAAGGCAAAUAUGACAAGAGUGAAGGGAUAGGUGAACCUGGUGUUCCAGAUCAAAACCCAGAAAGUGUUUUCGAAAAAAUCGGUCAAAUGAUGGACAAAAUGAAGCACGAGUUCAAAGAGCAGCUCAAGAUCAAAGGUCUCGUGGACAGGAUUAAAAGGAACUUGAAUUAUCUUCCUUCCCAGCGUAAAUGUGAAUGUCCCUUGAUUAUUCUCAAAGUUGAUGAGCUGAUGGAUGCUUCCGCAUGGGAGGAUACCAGAAAUGCUUUGAGCCUGUUAAACUGCAGCGCUGAUUUAAUGAUCGUCACCGCCACAAAGGACAUCCAGACGGCUAAAGAAUAUUGCUACCCACAGAGGGAACCUAUAGACUAUUCUCUUGCUGGCCUCUACAAUGAUACAGUGCUCAAGCUUACUGGCCAACUGAAGAAUGGAGACAUCUAUAACCCACAAAUAUUUCAUGAUAUCUUGUACGAGUGUGAGCCACAUGAAUUCUGCAUGAAGAUCUUCACUCAUGCUAUGUAUGCUAACCCCAAGAGGAGCGAGGAGGAGUUACUCAAGCUGAACAGCACCCUGCAGGCUUUGCCAACAACAUCAUUCAACAACAUUGCUAAGGUGAUGUUCAAGUUCUCUUACAAUGAUUUGCCUAAAGAGUACAAGUCCUGCUUGCUGUACCUAGCUAUCUUCCCUUCCGGACACAAGAUCAGGCGGUCAACCUUGAUUGGACGGUGGGUUGCAGAAGGUCUGACAUCCAAGGAAGAUUGGCCGAGUUCUGUCCGUCAGGCCAACCGAUGUUUUGACGCACUUGUUAGCCGGUGCCUUGUUUAUCCUGCUGAUGUUGGUGCCACAGGAAAUGUAAAGAGUUGCGUCAUAGAUGAUCCAGUUCAUGGAUUCAUUACCACCAUCGCAAGAAAACAACACAUCGUGGAGACACGCCUGUCGCAUCACUUGGCUCGCCAUUUCUCCAUUUUCAACGAUCUCCAACUCCGCAGCUCUGAUAGAAUUGAUAAAUUCUUCCAGGGGCUCUCUAACUCGUCUCAACUAUCCCUGCUCAAGGUGCUAGAUCUAGAAGGUUGCCGGUGUUUUCUUGGGAAGAAGAACCAGCGGUACCUCAAGGACAUCUGCAACAAGAUGUUACUUCUCAAGUAUCUGAGCCUGAGGAGAACAGAUAUUACCCAGCUACCCAGUGAAAUCAACAACCUCCGCGAGCUAGAGGUAUUGGAUAUCCGACAAACUGAGAUACCUCCACAUGCAACAGCAAAUAUCCUGCUCUUGAAGCUGAAGCGUCUGCUUGCUGGUCACAUCGAUCUGAAUCCAAGCAAUUUUGGCUCUAGUGGCCAGAUUCCUCAUAGGAUCGACAAAAUGGUAAAUAUGGAGGUGCUAUCCAAUGUCAAGGCCCAGCAGAGUCAUGAUUUAAAAGAUAUUGGAAAGCUAUGGCAGCUGAGGAAGCUAGGUGUGGUUAUCGAUGAUAAGGACAGUCACCUCAAGAAUUUUCUUCAGACGAUCAGUGACCUACAUGAGUGCCUCCGUUCUCUGUCAAUCACUACUACUCCCGCAGCCACACAACACGAGGGUACUUCUUCCGGUGCAGAGUUACCAGAUGACAUUGGCUCUCUCUUAAAAAACUGCCCCAAGAUUCUUGAGAGUCUAAGCAUCAGGGGAACCACACAGAAGGGGCGUCUUCUUCCAUUGUACAUAAAAGGUGAUAAAAACAAACUUGCCAAGGUAACUCUAUGCUACACUGUGCUGAGCCAAGAUGAUCUUAAAAUCCUUGGCAAGCUCCCCAAAUUACGGUGUUUCAGGCUCCAACACAUUGUAUGCACCGAGCGUACUCUGAAGUUCACGGGCGGUGAAUUCAAAUGCCUCAAGUACCUUCUUGUUGAGGGCUCAAACUUGACUGAUAUCACUUUUGAGAAUGGAGCAGCCAGUGAGCUCGAGAAGAUGGUUUUGUCUAUCAGCAGCAUAUGUUCUAUUUCUGGAGUUGACUGUCUUCCUAAAUUGAAAGAACUUGAGUUGAACAACAGCUUCGGCGGCAGUUUGUUGUCAUCAUUUGACAAUGCAACACAAAUAGCGAAGCUGACUCUUCGUGGUACAAUGCUAGAGCAAGAUGCGCUACAACUGCUCGCCAAUAAAAGAAAUAUACGCUCUCUAGUGCUCCAUUCUGUUGGUGCAACACAGAAUGCGAUAACAUUAGAAAAAGAUGAGUUUUUAUGGCUCAAUCUUCUUGAAGUUCACUGCUCGGCCAUCACCAAGAUUGUCUUCACCUGUGGAUCUGCUCCUAGGCUCGAGAAGAUUGUAUGGUCAUCUUCCACAUCUCUCUCUGGCAUCGACGAACUUCCCAGAUUGAAGGAGCUCGAGUUCACAGGUGACCAAGUCCCUGAUGACGUGGCAAAGGACAUUGAAAAACAUAAAAACAAGCCUAGUCUUAAACUCAAUGGACCAGAAACUCAAGACUAAGAAAAAGGAGAUGAAGAAGAGCAUGAGAACGGUGCUGCAACAUUCUCUUUCUGCUGGAAGAAACAGGUUUGAUGCCGAAAGGGCCUGUUCAUUAAUACCAUGGUGUGGUUUGCGUGUGCUAGUGUGGAUUGCAAUCUGUUGUGCUUGUCUGUUGAUUUCUUUCUGCUGCGUGUUUAUACAACUGAAGUAUGUCCGUUUACUUGCUCUA